AUGCGGUCGCUGAUGCAAGUUCACCAGGAGCUGUUCUGCAGCGGCGGCAGACCAGACGUCGACGUGAACGGCAGCGCCCGCGUGAAACGCAUGGAGCUGCCCAAGUUCAGCCUGUUCAUGUACGAUGGCCACGACAUUGUCAGCGACCACAUGAAGGGCGGUGGCUGGGAGAAAGAGGAAAUUGACGAAAUGCUCUGGGCACUCGAGGCGAAGGUGCCGCCCGCCGGCACACCGGUGCAAGGCAAGCUGCCGCCGGCCAGAACUUGGGCAAAGCCCUCGCGGCCGCUGAUGGUGGAGGUCGGCGCCAAUGUUGGAUGGUUUACGGUGAACGCUGCGGCCGCCGGCGCCGAUGUGGCUGCAUUUGAGGCCAUGUCUGAAAACACCCUGCUGAUGCGCAACACGCUCUGCGACAACCCAAAGCUAGCCGCGCGCGUCGCUCUUCACGGGACUGGCCUUGGCUCCAGGCGGUCCACUUGCCACAUGAUCAGUGGCGAUGGGAACCUGGGGGACGGCCUCAGCAUCUGCGACAGGGACCCGCAGGUGGACAUCAAGGCACAGGCCAAAGCUGGACAUACUUACCUGCUGCGUGGCGAGAUGACCACCAUGCGUCUGGAUCCGGAUAGCCUCCUGGAUGAGGAGGUGCAGGUCUUGAAGAUGGACAUAGAGAGCUUUGAGCUGGACGCCCUGCGCGGCGCUUCUGGCCUGAUGCGGCACCACAACGUCUGGUUCAUGAUUAUUGAGUGCAACGUCGGGAUGAUCGGCGAGGCCGCAAAGAUUGAGCUGAUGACAUUUAUAGACAACCUGGGCUACGCAAUCAGCAACAGGUCAUUCAGGGGCCCCUGGAUAGACCCUGCGCAGAUCAGCAAUGGCACCACCAAGCUGGACAGGGUCAGCCUGUUUGCAGUCAAGAAGACGUGGAAAGCAGCCCAAGACAAGGUGGACAGGCGCCUGCUGUGA
Monoraphidium neglectum is the source of this 957-nucleotide messenger RNA. RefSeq lists its product as hypothetical. NCBI's taxonomy places the organism in Eukaryota, Viridiplantae, Chlorophyta, Chlorophyceae, Sphaeropleales, Selenastraceae. The transcript has 10 exons. The record is from RefSeq and is a predicted model, not a curated record. Bases 1 to 957 code for a protein of 318 amino acids.